UGCGCUCCAGGGGCACGUGUACCCAGUCACGCUCAAGAGAGCAAGGAAACCUCAUUCUCUCUUCCGAUGCUCAUCUUGUGGUUUAUAUGGCAAUGGAUUCUGCUACUCAGAGCUUACUCGAUCGAUUCUCGAAGAUCUAUGCGAAGGCCGUUCGCCGCUGGUUUGCAUUGAUCGCUUCAGAAAUUACUGCACGGACACUUCUGGAAACUGCAGUUGUAGCUUGGAUUUUGCCAAAGGAAAGGAAAUUCUCACUCUACAGAGGGAACAAAACAUACGGAGGCUGGAUAUCUUGCUAAGAGUGCUACUUAUUGUUCAGCAGCUUCUGCAAGAAAAUAGACAUGGUUCAAAAAGAGAUAUAUAUUACAUGCAUCCUUCUGUUUUCAAAGAACAGUCAGUUGUUGACCGGGCGAUUAAUGACAUUUGCAUCCUUCUGCAGUGCAGUCGCCACAACCUAAAUGUGGUAUCUGUUGGAAAAGGGUGGGUACCUACUCAAGAUCACACUGGUUUUGUGGAAGAUGAUACUAUAUUUGUACCACCACUUGCUUCAAGUGAUAUUUCAAAGUUUACUUGGGGCUCGGGGGGUAAUGUGAAGAAAGAAUUGGUGAUGGGUUGGCUGAGAUUCUUCGAAGGUGGAAGGAAAUUUGAUUGCAUAAAUGUUCCUAACACUGCACAUCCUGUUCCUGUGCAAGUAGAAGUAGUCAACAAUAUAGUUAGUGUUGCUCAGUACAUACUAGUUGUGGAGAAAGAAUCAGUGUUUCAGAGAUUAGCAAAUGAUCACUUUUGCAAAAGAAACCGAUGUAUUGUCGUCACAGGAAGAGGCUAUCCUGAUGUUCCGACAAGAAGAUUUUUGCGUCUCCUCGUUGAAAAGCUGGGUCUGCCUACCUAUUGCUUGGUAGAUUGUGAUCCAUAUGGAUUUGAUAUCUUAACUACAUACCGUUUUGGUUCUAUGCAAAUGGCCUACGAUGCAGAAUUUCUCCGUGUCCCAGGGAUUCGCUGGAUUGGAGCUUUCCCACAGGAUUGUGAAAGAUACCAUCUUCCACAACAGUGUCUCCUUCCUUUAACAGCUGAAGAUAAGACGAGAAUUGAAGCAAUGUUACACCGAUGUUACUUGCAACGAGAAGUAUCUCACUGGAGGUUGGAGCUUGAGCUGCUGCUUCAAAGAGGGGUCAAAUUCGAGAUAGAAGCGUUGUCGGUACACUCAAUCUCCUUCUUGUCAGAAGAGUAUGUACCAUCUAAGAUUCAAGGGUUGUCUUUUGAAAGUGGAUGUCCAUUGCCAGGCUUGCAAGAUGAAGAUGUUGGAAGUGCUGGGUUCAAUCUCUGGAGUUUAUUCUGUCACCAUAGAUGCACAAGCAGGGACGGCAAAAGUUUCGGGUGAGGUUGACCCGAACCUGCUUCUUAGGGCCUUAGCAAGAUCCGGAAGACAUGCAGAACUCAUAUGGGUCAAGCUCAAUCACCCAGUACUGAAUAGCUCUAAUUAUGACAAUGGAUACAGUCCGUAUGGCUCGUAUGAACCGUACAACUACGGUGCCAAUGGCUCAUAUGGCUAUGGUGCCAUAGAUGAACCCUACAGGUACAGAAGGGCUUUGCAGGAACAUUCAUAUUACGAUACACACCAACAAUACUAUUACUACCCGAUGAGAAGGGCAGUUUGGGAAUAUCCUACUUCCAGCACAACCAUUCCCUACGGCUACGGCUCGCCGCAACGGGCUAGGUAUGUCCCGGGAUAUCCACCACCGGUGUAUGAUUCUUACGAAGAUGAACCCAUCAACUUUUGCUCCGUUUUGUGAUCUACAAAAGGCAUGCAUGGCUUGUUUUUUGGUUUCUUGACUAGCAAGAAAACUAAUAGUCUUAGAAUUAAGCACGUGGUCUAAUUUGGACUUGCAACUUUGUUAUGAUAUUCCUAAGGUGGAAGAUUAGGGUUUUAAUACUGAACUUUUGAGUAUUCCUUCAAGUUUUCUUUUCUUCUCAUUGAAUGUAAUGAACUUAAGUAGCAUGUAUGGCUACUUGGCCAACUGAGAUUAAU
Ilex paraguariensis (yerba mate) is the source of this 2023-nucleotide messenger RNA. NCBI's taxonomy places the organism in Eukaryota, Viridiplantae, Streptophyta, Magnoliopsida, Aquifoliales, Aquifoliaceae. The record is from the annotation of a GenBank genome assembly.